Labrus mixtus (cuckoo wrasse) is the source of this 2537-nucleotide messenger RNA. Its product is annotated as interferon-induced protein with tetratricopeptide repeats 1-like. Gene Ontology annotation, cellular component: cytosol. Gene Ontology annotation, biological process: defense response to virus. The coding region runs from base 194 to 1486 and encodes 430 amino acids. Lineage: Eukaryota; Metazoa; Chordata; Actinopteri; Labriformes; Labridae. The transcript is spliced from 2 exons. Gene Ontology annotation, molecular function: protein binding. The record is from RefSeq and is a predicted model, not a curated record.
UUUUUAAUUUUUAAGAAAGGAAAGGAAAGUCACAUAACAUCCUGCUGAUAAGGAAAGUGCCACGCCUCUAUCAUGGACAUUUAAAGCUGCUACUGCACAUCACGUCAUCCACACUAGAGAGCUGAACCUGGAGCGACUGUAACCAGAGAGCAACUUCAAGAGGAAACAUCUGAGAGGAAGAAACAGCAGAAAGAUGAGUGCUGCUCAGAGUCAAACCACACUGGAGUCCCUGCAGUGCCACUUCACCUGGAACCUGGACCGCAGCAGGCCGAAACUUUUACGUCUCACAGACAAGAUGGAGGACUUCAGCACAGAGGAGGGAAAUCAAUGGCUGGGCCACAUUUACAACCUGUGGGGGAUCAUUCAGUAUAAACUGGGGUUAAAUGAAGAGGCUAAGAGUUUGUUCCAGAAGGCUGCAGAGACCCUCAACAAGCUGAGAGAUGCAGAUGAGGGUCCUUGGUUAGUGGUGAACUACGGGAACCUGGCCUGGCUGCACCACCACCUGGGAGAUCAAGAGGAGAGUCAGGCUUACCUGUCAAAGGUUGAUGCCCUGAUGGAAAAAUACCCAUCUCCAUCCCAGGACGACCUCCAUCCAGAGAUCUACGCUGAAAAGGCCUGGACCCUGAUGUUCUUCGGAGAGGACAUGAAUCUGGUGGUUGAUUACUUUGAGAAAGCUGCCAGGAUGCAGCCGGACAUGGUGGAUUGGAACACCAGCUAUGUCAUAUGGUUAAAGAAUGCCCAAAACUUCAGUGACCCAAGGCUGGACCCUGACCUGUUGGAGAAAAUGAGACAAGCCAAGGAACGGGAUCCAAAGAACUUGUACCUCGCUGCUCUCUACCUUGAACAACGGGCUAAUGAAGGAGAAAACAUUCGAGAUGAAGUCCGUGAGUUGGCUGGAAAUGUGAGCAGUGGCAGUGGCAUGUGGGCCUUACUAAACCUUUACGUAGACCACAUAUCAGUUGAUGACGCCAUUGAUUUGGCAGAGAAAGUUCAGAAAGAACAUCCAGAUGUGCGUUAUCUGAAGAGAUUUGUUGCACUCUGCUACAGAUGGAGGAUCGUUUAUAAAAGCAGAAAUUACCCUGAUCCAGAACAAAGCACGGUGGACAGAGCAAUCGCUCUCCACGAGGAGCUGCUCUCUCUUUACCCUCACUCUUCACUCAAAAAGGAAACAGACCUCGCAACUAUCUAUGCAAAGUCACGUCACAGCAAGGCCAAAGCUGAGCAGAUAUUUCAGAAACUGCUCAAAAAUGAACCAGCAGAACCUGAAGACAAACAGAUGCUUUACAACAUAUAUGCAAAUCAUUUAUACUUUAAUCAAAAUGACUCCCACGGGUCGACACAGUAUCACAUGAAGGCAGCAGCAAUACCAGAAAUAUCUUCCUUCCGUAAGAAAAGCAUCAGAAUGCUGGAGAAGACUAUAGAUAGAGGCAUAAUGUGCAGAGAAAUAGAGGAGUUUCUCAGAAACCUGCAAGAGCCAACGCAGUAAAGAUAGGGAGGCAAAUUUAGGGGGAACAAUUUUGUCCAAGCAAAAAAAAAAACAACAUCUAAUUUCUACAAAGGUGUUUUGCUUUCAUGUGGUAAUAAAGAGCAACAGAAGAAGAAUGAAAAAACAGGAGGGGGGCCAAUUCUUCCAGGGCAUCCAAAAAAUAAGGAUAAAAACUAACUAAAAACUAAUUUCUUGUUAUUCAAAACUAUUUGAAAUAAAUUAAAGGAAGGUUUAUUUUUAAUAUUUUCUUAAUUAUUUUUAUUUUGGGGCUUUUAUUCGUGUAUUUAGAGAUAGGACAGUGGAUAGAGUUAGAAACCAGAGAGAGAGAGAGAGAGAGAGUUGGGAACGACUUACUAAUUCAGGACGGAGUUCCCUUCAUGACAUCACAAAGGGCAGUAGCCCCUCCCCCAGGUGGGUGACACUCCCACAGCUAGGUGUUUGUUCUGCCCUCUGAGUCUGCCUUCUCACCGUAAACAAUAGGACAUGGAGAGAGAAAGACCGAGUACACCCAAGCCCUUCCAGAGAGGGGGCGUGGUCAGACACAGCUCAUUUGCAUAUUUAAAGGUAUAGACACAGAAACAGCCUGUUCUGAGCAGGGCUGAAAUAGAGGGGUUUAUAGGCAUGAUCAAAUACAGGAUCAGAGUGGAUUUAGAACAAGAAACUUCACACACAUGUUUUGAGGAGCUCUGAGACUCAUUUAAACUGAAGAAGAGGAGGAGGAUAUGUGACCUUUAAUUCUUACACCCUAGCUCCUGGUAGGUGUGACGUCCUCUGUAAAACACGGUCGUCAUGGUGAAUACUUAAUGAAGAAAUGUGUGAAUUGUGAUUAUCAUGUAUUUUGCUUCUGUUGUGUUUUUUCAAUGCUGUAUUUUCAGUGUUUAGAAUUAAUGGAUUUUAUAAGAAUGUGCUUCACUUUGGAUAUUUAAAGUCCUCAUUGUUCAUGUGAAAAUUUAUUUGCUGUGACCUGAAAAUUAUAUAUUAAGAUGCUCCUGUUUGCUCAAGCUGUGUUUAAGCUUUAUACCAAUAAAUGAACAGUGUGCACACCAAGAAA